This is a messenger RNA of Colletotrichum navitas, 1068 nucleotides long. RefSeq lists its product as uncharacterized. The record is from RefSeq and is a predicted model, not a curated record. Lineage: Eukaryota; Fungi; Ascomycota; Sordariomycetes; Glomerellales; Glomerellaceae. The transcript has a single exon. The coding region runs from base 207 to 872 and encodes 221 amino acids.
UCUUGUUCUCUCUAUCAGGAUGCACCGACAACGCGCAGCUCUGGCAGUCGUCGUCGUCGUCGUCCAAUUUCUUAAACCGCAGUGGUAGACGUGGUUGUCCCUCUACGCCAAUAAACCACGCAAACAAACAACAUGCAGCCCAACGCACCCGACGCACGGGGCUCUGCCACGGCCAAACCAUGUCACUAUAGGACAGUGUGUCGGUGAUGGACAAGCCGGUACCACAAUACCCGUUUCCAGAACCUAAACCUGGAAACCUGCGGGCCUGCCACUCUUGCCCAUGCUUGACGGCGCGCGUCACGGAUCCGGUCGAGGUCACGAAUACCUCGUGCUCUAUGUCCUCUUUUUAUCUUAUUUUACCGCUUGUUCGUGUUGUGUUGCAGCUCAAAACGCCCGCUCGUCGAGCGCCGACCCAGACAGCGCCCCCCUUUGCAACCCCUGGUAACAAGACGGCUCUUGCUCCAUUGCACGCUAAUAAGUGUCUCCUAUACCUGGUGGCGUGUGGAUCUAUCGCAAUUCCGAGUAUCAACCUCAGCAAUGUACACCUUUUGGUGUACCUCUCUUGCGAGUCACGACAAGCUUGGAAGCAAGACACCAAGCUCCCCUCCACGAGGCCCGAAGCCCAAUGCGAACUGUGGAUACCAGCAUUUAGCCAUGCUCGCCCUGACGUUGUUUCCAUUACCACACGCUGCCCAGUUUGCCUACCCCCAAGCACAACAACACGCCGUCAUUACGAGAGGGUAAUGGAAACAACCCGAGACCCUUCUCUUCCCACAAUUACCCCAGGUUUCUGUCCGCUACUUGGUCCGCCCAUCUUCUGUCAGCUUACAGACCGUAAAUUAGUCUUUGUCCGAGGAAUGCCCCAGCAAUAGGACGACAUGUGUAUCACGGUACAGGGCCAGAAGAAGAAUGCGCAAGAUCACGAGACGGCAUACGUUGAGGAUGGUCCUUGCCUAGUUCAUGUCUACUAUUCCUCUUCACUCACCCUCCGCCUCCCCGAGUGGCCCGGCAGCGCGGCGGCUGACCCCGUCAGCCGCCCCAAGCCAGACACAGCCCGUUCCCCAGCAA